CGUCCAUCUAUCCAUCCACUUCCUCUAACCCAACCAGCCGGCCGCCAACGUAUCCAACCGCACUGCCUACUGACCGAGUUUGUCUACCGAGGACGAGGAACGCGCAACAGUAACGACACAUGCAGCGAUGGCGACCGCGAUACCUUCGAUAGCCUGCCUGGGCGUCAUAGGCCGAAAUAACAACCCGCUCCACAUCACCAUCUUCCCGUGCCACGACGCCGCCGUCGGCGCCCGCCCGCCCGUACGCACGCCGUUGCAGUUCUCGCUGCUGCUCAGCAGCGCGCUCGACAUCUUCGAGGCGCGGUCGCGGCGCGGCCACCCGCAGGCCGCGCCGCACCAGCACCAGCACCCGCAGGCCCCGGGCGCCAGCGCGCCGUUCGUGUCCGGCGACUUCGGGCUCCUGCACGCCGUCGACGAGCGCCUCGCCGCCUACGGCUUCGAGACCAACACCGGCGUCAAGUUCAUCGCCGUCGUCGACAUGCGCGGGCGCGUCCUCGCCUCGGCCGCGUCGGGCGGAGGCCUCGCCCUCGGCGCUGCCACCGCCACCACCGGCAGCACCGGCGGCGGCAGCAGCGCGGGCGGCGCUGCGGCUCCUGCGGCCGGCGCCCCCCCUGUCGCGGCGCGCGCCGGUGCAGGCCUCCGCGAGACCGAGCUCCGCGUCGUCUUCCGCGCCAUGCAGACCGCGUACGUGCGGCUCCUGCAGAACCCCUUCUACGACCCCGACGAGCACGCGCCGCUGGUGUCGACCCCUGCCGCCGCCGCGUCCGCCCCCGGCAAGCGCAUCACGAGCCGCAAAUUCGCCGACGAGAUGCGCCGCAUCGGCGAGAGCUGGGCGCCGGGCGUGACGAGCUUGUGAGGCUAGUCUGUCUACCUACCUCCCUACUUACCACCUAUUGGGGGGGGUUCGGGGACGGGGAGAGGUGAGAUGAAGCUUUGGUUCGCGAGGGGACAGGGGCCGUGGACAGGUGCGGCUAGCUGGUCAGGUUGGCGCCAUGGAGCGUGCAUUUUUCGACGGCGUUGCAGGCUGGGUUGGGCUGGGCUAGCAUGAAUAGAGCGCGGAGUCUACGGAGGUUUAGGCGUUUGUUUGCGCAGCCGAGGGCGGACGCCCUUGGUCCCCGCCAUAUUCUUCACAUUAUCCUACAUAGAUAGACAAUGGGAGUCUACGCACGAUAACACACAUCGCACGCGUCCGCAUCUGUACAACGUCCGUCCCCCCUCUCUCGCCAUCCCGUCAACCCUUCUCUCCCUUCUUGCACUCCGGCGUGUCCUGCUCUUCUAGCAUCGUCCUCCUCAGAUACCUGAGGCGGUACCGCUGCAGGCCGGCCAGCUCGUCGAGCUCGACGGACGGCCCCAUAGUGACGUCGCCGCCUAGCGCGGCGUGCGGCGCCGUCCACGGCACCGGCCGCGCGACCGCGCCGCCCUCCCAGUGCCGCGCCUCCCGCGGCAGCGGCCGCCACCAGUCGCCGGUGCGCGCGUGCCACCGCGCGCCGCACAGCUCCC
Durotheca rogersii is the source of this 1500-nucleotide messenger RNA. Its product is annotated as snare-like protein. Gene Ontology annotation, cellular component: nucleus; TRAPP complex; cytoplasm. NCBI's taxonomy places the organism in Eukaryota, Fungi, Ascomycota, Sordariomycetes, Xylariales, Xylariaceae. Bases 128 to 856 code for a protein of 242 amino acids. The transcript is spliced from 2 exons. The record is from RefSeq and is a predicted model, not a curated record. Gene Ontology annotation, biological process: endoplasmic reticulum to Golgi vesicle-mediated transport.